UGCUCUCCUCUUCAUCUGAGCGUCCAAUAUAUACAUCCACAGAUCUGUUGAUACAACCACAAAGUCAAUCAAUGAUCAUUGGCCAAUGGGGUUCUUGUAUCCUUGUUCUUGUGAACAACCUUAAACUUGGACAACCAUGGACUUUGUUAUGGCCAGUCCAAUUACAAGGCAUCACACAGGUUACAAUCAGGAAGGCCCUUCCUCACUAAGCUUAGCUCCACAUAGCUUAGACUUCAUUCAAAAGCUAGCUCUGCAUAAGUGAUACAACUGAUUUUUAUAAAAGUGCUCCCUGACUCCAUAUGUCUCUUCCCCAACAGAUGCAAUGCCACCGAGAUCAUGAUGCUCUCAUCCCGAAGCCUCGUGGGAAUUUGCCAAAGGUGUGUGCAGCAGUGCUAUCUGCCAUAACAGUGGGCUGCAUCAUGUUUCUGUCUCCUGAAAGGUUAUUUGGCUGGAUUGCUAUGGUAAUACUCAACCUGACGCUUGGCCCUCUGCUGCACGGGCUCUUUCUGCUGGCAGAGGAGAUGCUGUAUCAUUCAAACACAAGGUACAGAGGUAGAGGGCUGCUGAAGCAUGUGCUUCCUGCCUGUGGUUUGGAGGUAAAGACUGUGCUGACUGCUGGGCUGGCAGGCCUUGUGCUCCACCUGGCUGGACAUCCACUGCCACACCAAGGUCAGGGCUGGGAAGUCCUCUUCCUGGCCUCAGCUCUUUACCCACUGUUCAAAAGCCUAGGCGUCCUGGGUCCGUCGGAGGUGGAGGUGUCAGACAUCUGCGAGGGGAGGAAGAUGAACGUGGCCCACGGCCUGGCCUGGUCCUUCUAUCUGGGCUACUUGCGAUUGGUGCUGCCACGUUUGGAGACUUCCAUCGAAUUAUUUCGUUCAGCCCAUCAAUUCAACGGUUCCUCUUGGGGUCACGGCUCCAAGAAGCUCCUGAUCCUCAUUCCUCUCAAUGCCAACAUCUCUCACAAGCUAGAAGACGAGGACAACUGCAUCACGUUUUACGACAACCUCCCAAACAACGAGAUUGACAGGGCAGGGGUCCGGGGCCGAGUCUACAAGCACAGCGUCUACAGAGUGGCGGGCGAGGAUGGGAAGGACCGUGAGUGUGUGGUGGAAUAUGCCACACCUUUGCUGACACUCUACAACAUGUCCCAGGAGAGCAGUGCUGGUUUUGGGGAGCCUGAGCGCAGGCACCAGGUGUUGAUCUUCUUCAGGACCCUGCAGAACAUCCUGGAGCAGUCGCUGGAGUGUCGUAACCGCUACACACUCAUCCUGAUCAAUGAUGUGCCUAAGGACGACCCUCACUUCCUGUCUAAGACCAUCCUCACACACCUGCAGCAGCAGGAGAAAGAGGAGUUCUGCCUCACGCCUUCUCCGAAACAGGAGAUGAUGAACCCAUUUGCAAACACUUCAGGCGUCCAGCCAAGUGAGUUGCACCCAGAGCCAAUGAGCGGGGAGCCCACAAUCAUGAUCAGCCUCAACGACAAGCCUCAACCCCUGAGGGAACCUAUUGAAAACAGCGAUUAUUAACAUGGACUAACAUAAACACAUUCUCAGAUACACAAAGUCAGAGGAACAUAAACACACAUGCACGCACGCACACCCACUAUCAUAUUCUAUU
Paralichthys olivaceus (Japanese flounder) is the source of this 1617-nucleotide messenger RNA. It is a transcript of the gene sting1, whose product is annotated as stimulator of interferon response cGAMP interactor 1. Gene Ontology annotation, molecular function: cyclic-di-GMP binding; 2',3'-cyclic GMP-AMP binding. Lineage: Eukaryota; Metazoa; Chordata; Actinopteri; Pleuronectiformes; Paralichthyidae. Gene Ontology annotation, cellular component: endoplasmic reticulum membrane; autophagosome. The record is from RefSeq and is a predicted model, not a curated record. Gene Ontology annotation, biological process: defense response to virus; autophagosome assembly; reticulophagy.